UAUCAAGAAACACAUACACAACAGCGUAACGCAACAAGUAACAACCUAGUAUAGAAACCUACUUCUCGUCGACCAUGACCGUCGAAUCUCUUGUCUCGCCGUUAACUCUGACCCCUCUUGCCGGCGACAAUGACGCCGGAGCCCUCCGGUUGAUCGAAGAAUUGACCAGGAACGCGGACUCCGUGCAGGAGAAGGUUCUGGCGGAAAUACUUAGCCGGAACGGCGAAACGGAGUACCUCCGGCAAUUCAAGCUGGGCGGUUCUACGGACAGGGAAAAGUUCAAGUCAACGGUUCCUGUGGUCGGAUACGAUGAUCUGGAACCGUACAUCCGACGUAUUGCCAACGGGGAUUUCUCUCCUAUUCUCUCAUCCCACCCUAUCUCCGAGUUCUUCACUAGUUCUGGGACAUCUGCCGGAGAAAGAAAGUUGAUGCCUACUAUUGAUGAGGAAAUGAACCGCAGGCAGAUGUUGUACAAUCUUCUCAUGCCUGUGAUGAAUCUGUAUGUGCCCGGGCUUGACAAAGGGAAGGCGCUGUACUUCCUAUUUACUAAGGUAGGAACCAAGACUCGCGGAGGAUUACUUGCACGUCCGGUCUUGACAAGUUACUACAACAGCGACCAAUUCAAGAACAAGCCGCACAAUCCCUACACGGAUUGCACAAGUCCUAUAGAAGCCAUCCUAUGUGUGGAUUCAUUCCAAAGCAUGUAUGCUCAAAUGCUUUGCGGCUUGCUAAUGCGUGACCAUGUGCUUCGUGUGGGCGCGGUCUUCGCUUCUGGCCUCCUUCGAGCCAUCCGCUUUCUCCAGGUCUAUUGGAGAGAACUAGCCCAUGAUAUCUCAUCGGGGACGUUAAGCUCCGAAAUCACUGACCUUUCCAUCAGAAAUAGCAUCAACAAGAUCCUUAGGCCAAAUGCGGUGCUUGCUCGGCUCAUCAUCAAGGAGUGUCAGGGUGAGAACUGGGAAGGCAUUAUCAAACGGAUUUGGCCCAACACCAAAUAUCUUGAGGUGGUCGUCACAGGCGCAAUGGCUCAAUAUAUCCAUACUCUUGAUUAUUAUAGCGGCGGAUUGCCGAAGGCUUCUGUCAUGUAUGCCUCAUCUGAAUGUUACUUUGGCCUCAAUCUGAAUCCCAUGUGUGAGCCUGCUGAUGUUUCAUACACCAUCAUGCCCAACAUGGGAUAUUUUGAGUUCCUUCCACAUGACUCAUUAGACCCCUUGCAUGUAGCACGGGGUCAACACCCCCAUCUGGUUGACUUGGUUGACGUUCAACUGGGGAAAGAAUAUGAGCUCGUGAUCACCACCUAUAGUGGAUUGUGUCGUUAUCGGGUAGGAGACAUACUUCAGGUCUCGGGUUUUCACAACUCGGCGCCAAUGUUCAAAUUUGUGAGGAGAAAGAAUGUGUUACUCAGCAUUGAUUCUGACAAGACAGACGAAGCAGAGCUGCAAGGCGCUAUAAAUAAUGCCACAUCUCUCUUGCACGAAUACGAGACGAGGCUUGUCGAGUACACUAGCUAUGCACAUACCAAUGACAUCCCGGGUCACUAUGUGGUUUAUUGGGAAUUGGAGAGCAAAGACCUCUCCAAGUACCCAAAGGACGAUGUUUUGAACAAGUGCUGCCUCAUGAUGGAGGAGUCGAUGAAUACAGUGUAUAGACAGUGUAGAGUGGCAGAUAACUCAAUAGGACCGCUUGAAAUAAAGGUGGUGAAAUCGGGAACAUUUGAAGAGGUAAUGGACUUGGCCAUAUCAAGGGGAGCUUCGAUCAACCAAUACAAGACUCCUAGGUGCGUCAAUGUGAUGCCCAUAGUUGAGCUUCUCAACUCAAGGGUGGUGUCAACUCAUUUCAGUCCAUCUCCUCCACACUGGACCCCCGAACGUCGGAUAUGAAUGGGUCCUGUUAUUUUCCAAGAGAUGUUAGGUUUUCUUGUGUUUUGGGAAAUCACCCUACAUGUAAUGCAUAGAAAUAAAAACCAAUAUACUACAUAAAACUUGGGUUACUAUCACGUUCUUAAUA
Cuscuta europaea is the source of this 2004-nucleotide messenger RNA. Lineage: Eukaryota; Viridiplantae; Streptophyta; Magnoliopsida; Solanales; Convolvulaceae. The record is from the annotation of a GenBank genome assembly.